AUGCAGACAACACCGGCUGUGGAGAAGGUGGUGCAACAGCGCCCGUACGGUCGUGCCCUGGUGGUUGUGGAGGCCACCGACGACGGCCUCGCCUACCGCCGAGUCAGCGUGCAGGACGGAGCGGACCUGUCGCGUGGCGUGGCGGUGAGUUUCGGGCUCUGCCAGGAGCGGCCGCGGGUCCUCUUCGGUUGCAAGGAAGGCUGGUGGUUCUUCCUCCGGCACCAUGCGACGCCGUCGUCGCCCGACGACCCAGCUUCAGCUCCGGCUUCGGCCGAGCCCUUCCUACACCUGGCCGCCGACUCCUCCGCCCUGCGGGCCGAGUGGCGCGACUACUUCGACUCCCUCUCUUCGACAUCGGCGCCUUCGGGCCUCAGGAAAGCCGGCGUGCUGUGGGUGAAGCGGAAAGAGGACAAGGGCUGGGUCCGCCACUUUGUCGUGGCCACCGGGCACUCCCUCGAAUGGCUCGCCAUGGACGGGAAGCUCAAAGAGAUUGCCUACAGGGACAUGGUGCUGGUGGAGGACGAUCUGGCGGAAGGCGCCGAGGCGGCCGGAGUCGAAGACAAGGACCCGGGGCCGCCCCGGUCCGCCUCCUCCCUGGUCGACCCCUUGAAGGGCCCGCUCAGCCGCGGCAAGGCCGCCAUGUGGAAGGACGCGGCGGCCGCGCGGCUGCGACUGUUCGACUUCCACCGCCCGCUGGUGGUCAUGUCCAAGAAGACGAAGCGGAAGCGCACGUUCCUGUUCGAGACCAGCGAGAAGCUCGGCGCGUGGUCGGCUCUCCUCCAGGAGCGCAUCGAUGCCGCUGCGGCCGGCCUGCAGCGUCUCCUCGGCUCCGUCGGCUCGUCAGGCGGUAAAGCGACGCGCAAGGAUCGGGGCAAGAGGUCGGUGUCACCGCCGGCCGGGCUGAAUACCCUGUUUGACUCCACGGUGGAAGAAACACCCGAUCGGACGGCGUUGCGCAACUCGAUCAGGGACGACUGCGAGCGGGCCAAGACCGAGGCUGGAAAGACCCCCUUCGGGCUGCUGUGGGACAUGCACAACCCCGACGACAUUCGGCGAAUCAACGAAAGCAAGAAGGCGGGGCCGCCGGGUUACUAUCGCAUCCUCAGCCUUGAUGGAGGCGGUUUGCGUGCAAUUCUCGAGUGCGUCAUUUUGGAGCGGCUUCUCGAGGUCUACCCCGACUUGAUGGAGAGGGUCGACUUGUUUGCGGGCGUGUCGGGUGGCUCCAUGGUCUGCUGUGGCCUGGCCUGCGGUUACUCGCCAAACUUCAUCCGGUCCUGCUUUGAGCAGCACGGGGACGACAUCGUGCCGCAGCGGGUGGGCUUCAGCGACGACGGAAAGCGCAACCUGGCCGGCAUCGGCGCCAAGGCGCGCUACCCGAAUCACAACUUCCGCAUCGUGGGCACGGAGUUGCUGCAAAACCUGCCGCUAAGGGGCGUGCCCAACAACCUGCUGAUUCCCUCCUUCUUGCUCGACAAUGGCGGAGACGACGCCGAGAGGAGUUGGGAGCCACGGAUUUACCACAACAUUCCGCGCAAGGGCGAUCCCUACGCGCGCCGGUCGCGCCGACCCUCGCCCCAGGCCGAGAAGGAGAAGCACCACUUCGGCCUCUUCUCGUGGCACAGCCGGGAAAGCAUCGAGCGGGCCAACAACAGCAACAAGAAGAAGACCAACAAGAAGACCAAGAAGUCCAUCAAAACGCGCGACAGCGCCACGAACAAUACCGCGGUGAAGAAGGCCGGCGAGAAGCAGCGAUCGCUGAGCGACUGCGAGGAGGAGCUCCGGGAGAGGCCGGCGCCGCUGCCUCCGCUGCGGCGCGGUCUGAGCUCCGACGACAUUCUGUCGACUGCCGACAGCGCCCCCGACGGCGGCCUCGACGCCCACGCGUCGGGCUCGGAGGAAAAGAGGGGAAAAGAAAAGGAAAAGCAGGACAAGACGCGGGUCGGCGUGAAGAAGCUGUGGAAGACGUGGCGCGACGACAGGGACAAGACCACCACGACCACCACGACGACGGCGACGGCCGAGGAGCCGCGCGGCAAGGCCAAAGAGGCGAAGAAGGAAAGCCGCGUGCGCCGCAUGAAGCGACGCGCCCAGCGGAAGUCGGCCGACCACGACGACAAUGACGAGGCGGAAGAGGCCAACGACGAUGUCAACGACAACGACAACACUAUCGGCAGCGAAGAAGCAGAGGAGGAGGCGAGCGUUGACGAUGACGUUCCACCGCCGAUCGCUGAAGAUGUCGACAUGAAGGCGCCGGUGUGGGACUACGUCAUGGCCUCGGCGGCCGCGCCGAUCGUGUUCCCCAGCUUCAAGAAACACAUCGACGCGGGCGUCAUGUGCAACGCGCCGGCCUUGACGGCGGCCGUGACGGUCAUGGGCGCCAACAUGGAGGACCCGCAGAGGGCGGAGGACAUCUGCGUGCUGUCCCUGGGCACGGGUAUGGUCAACAAGUUCAUCGACGGGCUCGAGCACGACUGGGGGUUGCUGGAAUGGCGCACCACGUUCCCCGAGCUCCUGUUCAAAGCCAAGGACUUGCUUUCCGAGCAGAUGUGCGGCCAACUGCUGGGCGAACGGUACCAUCGGGUCAAUCCGUGGCUGAGGAAGAAGGUGGCGAUGGACGACCCCUCGGUCAUUCCGCGACUCGUCGCCAUUGCCCAGAGCGCGGACCUGACGGAGACGCUCGACUGGGUGGCCCGCUAUUUCUACACCGACGAGGAGGUCGAGGAGCGCCGCGCCGCGUGGCUUCUUCGCCGGCAAACCGAACCGGCAGCGGCGGCGGCGCUGUGGACCGACUCAAGCGGCAGCGCGGGCGGAGCAGUGGGGCACGACGCGAAGGGCGACAAGCACUCCGACGAACCCGUAGUGCGUGUGGUGUGGCAUCUGGUGGCCGCCCAAGAAUUCCUGCUGUGCACCUUCACCGACCCGACCACCAGCAAAAAGUAUGAUCUCACCAACCUGGCCAAGCUCUACACCACCAAGGCCUCCGCCACCGACCCCGACCCGGACGGCUGGAAGUACUACGCCUCGCCCUGCCAGUCGGGUAACGCGCCGUGCGUCAGCUCGGUUACCUCCACGGCCGUGUGCCAGCAGGACACCAAGGACGUCCACCCAUUGGGCACAAUCAUCAAGGGCACCACUGUGCGUAAUGGCGUCGAGGGCUUUGUGGUGAAGUUCACGGCGUUGGAUAAUCGCGGGUCGAACGUGAGCUACAUCUGCGACCCUAAGGCCGGCGAGGGCAAGUUGCAGUGGAUCUACAUUCCACAACCUGGUGGCCCCCAGCCCUACAUUUGGCAGUUCGAGUGGCGCACUUCCUACGCCUGCCCGACCGGCGGCGGCGGCGGAGGCAGCUCGGACUCAGGCGGCCUUGCGGGAGGCUGGAUCUUCAUCACCUGGUACCUGUCGGAUUAA
Molecule: messenger RNA, 3405 nt
Organism: Acanthamoeba castellanii str. Neff
Lineage: Eukaryota; Discosea; Longamoebia; Acanthamoebidae
Product: phospholipase
Exons: 19
Coding region: 1-3405 (1134 amino acids)
Biological process (GO): lipid metabolic process
Source: RefSeq, a predicted model, not a curated record